Linum tenue is the source of this 2356-nucleotide messenger RNA. NCBI's taxonomy places the organism in Eukaryota, Viridiplantae, Streptophyta, Magnoliopsida, Malpighiales, Linaceae. The record is from the annotation of a GenBank genome assembly.
AAAAGACAAUGAAAUAAUAAUAAGCGGUACUAACUCUCCAAUCUCCACAAAAACAUCUAACAAUAACAAUAAAAAGAAAAAAGAUGAGACUGCCAUACCUCCUCCUCCUCCUUCUGAUCGCCGCCGGCACGGCGGCUGCCCACGACCAGCCGGCGGAUGCCAACGACAAGCCGGUGGCCGCCAACGACAAGCCGGCGGCCGCCAACGACCAGCCGGCGGUUGCCAACGACAAGCCGGUGGCCGCCAACGACAAGCCGGUGGCCGCCAACGAUCAGCCGGCGGCCGCUCAGGCUCCGAAAGUCGACGUGACCGACUUCCGGAGUCUGAACCAGCACAAGGUAUUGGGCCCGCACGAGAAGUUCGGAAACCCGUUCGGGAACCCGGACGACUUCAAGGACAAGAACCUGCCCAACGACGUCGGAACCCCACAGUUCCAGGCCGACCUACAGAGCUUCGUCGGCCAGCCUGCGGCGGCGCCGGUGAUUUCGCCGCCGGUGGAUGAUUUCUUGGGUAAGUUCGAGCUGUUCACCGACAAUUCGGGGGUCUCGGCAAUGCACUCCGUCGUGCUCCCCAAUUGCGACCACGUGCUGAUGUACGAUGCCACCAUCUGGCGGAUCUCGAAGAUCCUCCUGCCCAACGGGCAGUGCCGGAUUCUCAACGAGACCACCGGCGAGAAGGAUUGUUUUGCUCAUUCCGUUUUGCUCAACACCAAAACCGCUCAGCUCAUUCCACUCGAGCUUCACACGGACACGUGGUGCUCCUCCGGCGGGCUAACUCUAGAAGGAAACCUAAUCUCCACGGGAGGGUUCCAAGGCGGCGCCAACACCGUCCGCUACCUGGACGGGUGCCCGAAGUGCGCCUGGAGGGAAUACCCCGCCGCACUUUCUGCCCCACGGUGGUACUCAACCCAGGCCCAAACCGCCGACGGCAGGAUGAUCGUCAUCGGCGGCCGCGCGGCCCAGAGCUUCGAGUACAUCCCCAAGGAAGGAACGUCCAACGCCAAGCCCUUCUUCUUCGACUUCCUCCAGCAGACUCAGGACCCCGACGAGAACAACCUCUACCCUUUCGUCUUCCUGUCCCCCGACAGAAACAUCUUCGUCUUCGCCAAUAACAGGUCGGUGCUGCUGAACCCGGACACGAACACGGUGGUGAGGGAGUUCCCGGUGCUCCACGGCGGGCACCGUAAUUACCCGGCGAGUGGGAUGGCGGUGCUUCUGCCGCUGGAGUUGAAAACCAGCGACCCCAAGGAGAUCCCCGAUGCUGAGGUUCUCGUAUGCGGCGGUUCCUCCCACAUUGAUUCCUACACGUUGGCUUCUAAGAACAUGUUCUAUCAGGCGCUUCGGGAUUGUGGUAGGUUGAAGAUCACAAGGGAGAGACCUUCUUGGAGGAGGGAGCUCAUGCCUACCCCUAGGAUCAUGGGCGACAUGGUGAUCCUCCCCACCGGAGAAGUCCUAAUGGUGAACGGAGCACAGAGAGGCGCAUCCGGUUGGGGAUUCGCCCGCGACCCCAACCUGACACCGGUCCUCUUCAACUACAAAUCCCCCGACAAGAACCACCUCUUCAAGGAACUCGCCCCGACCACCAUCCCUCGUAUGUACCACUCCACCGCCGUCGUCCUCCCGGAGGGCAAAGUCCUCAUCGCCGGCAGCAACACCAACAACGGAUACAUCUACGACGCCAUGUACCCCACCGAGCUCCGCGUCGAGAAAUUCUCCCCUCCUUACUUCUCCCCCACCCGGGCCGACAAGAAGCCCAAGCUCGUCGACGGCGGCUGCCCCAAGACCAUGACCUACGGCCAGGAACUCACCAUCAAGGUCAACUUAAACGAGAAGAAAAUCUUCCUCAAGAACUUCAAGGUCACCAUGUACGUGCCCGCGUUUACUACUCACGGCGUGGCCAUGAACCAGAGGCUGGUCAAGUUGUUGGUCAAAGACGCCGUUAAAGUUGGGGAAGGGAGGUAUGAUGUGACGUGCGUGGCGCCGCCCAACAGCGCGGUGGCGCCGACGGGGUAUUAUAUGUUGACGGUGGUUCAUAACAUGCUGCCGACGGAAGCUAAGUGGGUCCAGCUCAAGUGAUGGAUGUAUACCGCAAUUGUCAUCUAUCUAUUUGCCAAUUUUGUUUGUUUGUUCCUUUUUUUUUUUUUUACAACAUAAGGAGUAUUUGAGAGGGAAUAAAAAAGAGAUAUAGUACAUAAUCGGAAUUUUCUGAUUUAGAAGAAAUAUAUAUAUGAGUUAUGUGUAAGAUCUGAAAAAAUUAUUAUGAGAUAAUUCGUGUUGUAGUAAUAUAAUUUGAUUGUAAGAUCUUAAAAAAAUGUGAAUUAGCUCACGAUUUAAUUAGAUCAGUAACUCCCGAUUAA